GCGCGGCGGACAGCGUGGCGGUGGUGCCGGCAGCCCGGCGCGGAGGCCUGCCUUCCGCGGUGGCGGUGUCAUUGAGAGGCCUGAUGCCCGGCUCUAGGGCCCUCGUCCGUUACCUCGACGCCGGUGAGGACCUCUUCCACGAGAGGGUGUGCUUGUGGCCUCUGACGGAGGUGGAGUGGGUCACAGAGUCGCCCGACGGGGGCCAGGUGGCCGAGGAGCUGGUCGACGGCGACAUUGAGGAGUUCGCGGUUCUGGCGCCUGGCGGAGCGGUGCCGGCGCACGUGACGUCGCCGCGGUGCCGCUUCCGUGAGGAGGUGGGCCCGCGGGCCUUCAGGCUGAAGAUGAUGGAGGCGAAGCAGGUGGCCAGGGCGUCUACCCGCCCAGGAGACGGCGUGGUCGAGGCCCCCUCGUUCGCGCAGCUGUGGGACGGCCAGGUGGUGGCGCUGGAUGACCUCUGUUCACGCCUGGGCGACCGCAUCCUGCUGGCCGUGUCGGGCGCCCCCGUGUCUGGCGAGGCUGGCGAGGGCGCGUUGGUGCUGCGCCGGAUUGGCGCGAGCGACGUGGGCGGCUUCGCGGAGCGCAGGUGGAAAAUGAUCCCCUCCUUGAUGCCGAAGCCCUCGUCCAGCAUUGGGAAGUUGACCCAGGGCCGGGGCGCGAGCUCGACUGACCAGGUCGACGACGGCGCGCGUGCCCUUGCCGUGCUGCACGACGAGCAGGCGGAGCGCUUCCGCUCAUGGAAGGAGGCGGUGGGGAAGAUGCAUGAGAGCUUCUACGAGGACUGGCCCGUCGAGGGCCCCCGCGCCACGUUGUGGAUGGCGAAGAAUAUCGAGCGGGCGGGUGGUUCACCGAUGCAGUGGUAUCACAAGUACCCAGCGGAGAAUCGGAUCGCCGCCUCAGACCGCCUCGCGUACGAGCUCCAGGCGCUGCGCCG
Molecule: messenger RNA, 931 nt
Organism: Prorocentrum cordatum
Lineage: Eukaryota; Dinophyceae; Prorocentrales; Prorocentraceae
Source: the annotation of a GenBank genome assembly